CGCGAACGGUUCACCAUGGCGACCGUACGGUUGAUGGCACUUGCUGUGUGUUUUAUGGUAGCAACGAAUCUCGACUCAGCCUCGGCAAGACCGCAGUUCUUCUUCGCAGGUGGUGUUGGAGCACAAACUCCAAUAGGAGGAUUUGCUUUAGGUGUGCCAACGGGGUUCCCGUUUAACUUUGGCCAACCGCAGCAGCAACAACCACAGCAGCAACAACCACAACAGCAGCAACAACAACCAUAUCUUCAACAACAACAACAACCACAACUGCAACAACAAUAUCAACAACCACAGCAGCCGCAGCAUCCGCCGCAACAACAGUAUCCGCAGCAACAACAGCAUCCGCCGCAACAACAGCAUCCGCAGCAUAAUUCAUUUAUGGGAGCAACGUCACAACAGCAUCCAAAUGUCGAGCAUCCCAAAGCUCCCGCCAGCAGCAGUGAAGGGUUAGGUACGCGUAUUAGUGGCGAUCCAGAACCUUCCGAAGUCGAUGAAAAUCCGUGCCAAUAUGUAGACACAUCGACUGGCGAAACCAAUAGUACCGACGAUGGUGGUAAUGCAACGGAACAACCCUGUCUCGGAAUUGGCGGAGGCAAUCGAAUUAAUCCGAAACAGGCUGCAUUGCUUUCACUAGUGGGAUAGCCAAAAAAAAAA
Molecule: messenger RNA, 654 nt
Organism: Anopheles moucheti
Lineage: Eukaryota; Metazoa; Arthropoda; Insecta; Diptera; Culicidae
Product: signal transducer and activator of transcription C-like
Exons: 2
Coding region: 16-642 (208 amino acids)
Source: RefSeq, a predicted model, not a curated record